UUUAUUUGCUUAUUUAUUUCAGAAACGGGUUUGUUUGCAGCAUCAGUGUUGUUAUGGCAGACGAGGAGUUCCAGCCCUUCACCUCCGUCACAGACGCUUUGGCUAACAAGAGUUUGGAAGAGGAGUUGCACUGCCCCGUGUGUGAUGAGAUAGUGAAGCAGCCGGUCCUCCUGCCCUGUCAGCACAGUGUGUGUCUGCUGUGUGCUGCUGAUGUGUUGAUACAAAGAGGUUAUCCUCCUCCAGACCUCCCCCCAGAGCCCAGAUCACCGGCCUCCACGCGCUCCCCGCGACAGACCCGCAGACCUGCACCAAGGACCCCGGAGCACCUGGAUCACAUCCUCAGAAUAGCAUGCGGGACGUAUCCAGGGCGACGGUGUAGGGACACGGCCGUCCCCCCCAUGCUGUUCCCCUGUCCUUCCUGUCAGCAGAGCGUCGAGCUGGGAGAGAGAGGCUUGACGGACUGCCUGCGCAACCUCACGCUGGAGCGCAUUGUAGAGAGGUACAGGCACACGCUGAGCCUAGGCAGCGAAGCCAUCAUGUGUGCUUUCUGUAAACCUCCACAGUCUCUGGAGGCCACUAAGGGCUGUGCUGACUGCAAGUCCAACUUCUGCAAUGAAUGUUUCAAACUCUACCACCCGUGGGGAACUCCCCGUGCCCAGCAUGAACAUAUUUUACCCACAAAUAGCUUCCGGCCAAAGGUCCUAACGUGCACAGAGCACGAACAGGAGAGAUUGAUGUGGUACUGCCGAAACUGUCAGAAGUUGCUCUGCCCUCUUUGUAAGAUCCGUCGAGUUCACCAUGGACACAAGGUGUUGCCUAUAGGACAGGCCUACCACUUCCUGAAGGACAAGGUCAACAAAGAAGUCAACUAUAUCCUGGCCAACCAGGAGACAAUACAAAGCCAGAUCACUCAACUGGAAAGUGCUAUCAAACAGAUGGAGGCAAACAGUGUUGUGGCUCUACAGAAACUGAAUCAUUGUAUCCAUGAAAUGGGAUCAGCUGUAGCAGAGCGCCAGGGAAAGUUGACCCUGGCAUUGGAGGAUGCCCACAACAGGAGGGUGGAUGUCCUCUCCACACAAGUAUCAGAACGGCAAGGACUGUUGGAGCACACAGGUCUGAUGGCCUACACCCAGGAGCUACUCAAGGAGACUGAUCCACCGUGCUUUGUACAGGCUGCUCGAGUUACCCACAGCAGGCUGGUGAAAGCCAUAGAAAGCCUCCAGUGUUUCUCUCUCCCUGCUGAACCCUCUUUCGGACACUUUCAUCUAGAUGCAUCCAAGGAGCUCAAGCUCAUCAACAACGUGGACUUCAUACAUGCGCCUCUGGCUCCUGUAAUUGACACUCAGAAGACACUAGCAUACGACCAGCUCUUUCUGUGCUGGCGCCUCCCUCAGGACUCGGCCCCGGCGUGGCACUUCUCUGUUGAGUACCAGAGACAGGCGGGAGGUGCUGGAGCCACAUGGGGCGGCACCAGAUCCCCGACCAGUGCGACAGUGUGGCAGCGCAUCGAUGAUGUGAGAGGAACCAGUGCUGUGAUUGACAGGCUGCAGACCAACAGCGUGUAUGUGCUCAGAGUCCGAGGCUGCAACAAGGCCGGGUUUGGAGACUACAGUGAAGAGAUUUACCUCCACACGCCUCCAGCACCUGUGUUAAAUUUCUCACUGGACUCUCGUUGGGGGCUGCACGCCGACAGGCUGGCACUCGGUAAAGGGCAGACCUACGCCCGCAGUGUGCCUGGAGUCUCUCUUCUGCAGGUUGCAGAUCGUGCACUCACUUCUUGCCAUUUGACCUCUGACCUCUUGGUGGCAGACUUGGCUGUCAGUCAAGGCAGACAUUACUGGGCAUGUUCAGUGGAGCCUGGCUCCUACCUGGUCAAGGUUGGAGUGGGACAGGAAUCGAAACUACAAGAGUGGUUCCGUCUCCCUGAGGACAUGACCAGCCCACGCUGUGACCCAGACAGUGGCCAUGACAGCGAGGCGGAAGAUGGUCAGGACUCUCCUCCCUUCUGUUUCCUCACCAUGGGCAUGGGCAAGAUCCUGCUGCCUCAAGGACAUUGCCAAAAUCAGAGCAAGGGGGAGAGCCAGAGCCUGGGAAGAGUGAACUCCCACAGCAGCAGCAGCAGCCACGCUAACCUGCUCCACUCCCACACCGCCCCUCUGCCCCCACGCCUGGGCGUGUGUCUCGACUGUGAAAAAGGAUGCGUCACCUUCUAUGAUGCCCACUCACUGCGCGUGCUGUGGGAGGGACACGUGGACUGUUCGGUACCUGUGUGUCCGGCCUUCUGCUUCAUAGGAGGGGGGGCCCUGCAACUACAGGAUCUGGUGGCGAAUCGGAACACAGAGGAGCCGCCGCCACGGAGAGUAACCAUUCAGUCACGUGCAACAAACCUCUGUAAAUAAAUCAUAAAGGAGGCAGCGACUCACAGGCACAAUUCACUCAGUCCUCACUUGAAAAUAUUAACAUCUCCUUUGACCUAAUUUUACUAAAUCUAUUACUGCAUUUUUUUUCUUUGUCUUUGAAAAACCUUUAUGUCUACAGUGACUGAACAGAUUUUAGACUAUGCGGAAUUCUGAUACAAUUAGCCAAAUAUACGGUGGCGAAUAAGGGAUUCCAGCACUUACUAAAACAACACUAGCAAAUGUAGAAAACAUUUAUAAAUAUAAA
Molecule: messenger RNA, 2664 nt
Organism: Thalassophryne amazonica
Lineage: Eukaryota; Metazoa; Chordata; Actinopteri; Batrachoidiformes; Batrachoididae
Gene: trim46a
Product: tripartite motif containing 46a
Exons: 12
Coding region: 54-2399 (781 amino acids)
Molecular function (GO): protein binding; zinc ion binding
Source: RefSeq, a predicted model, not a curated record